AUGAAGCACAAGAAGGAUCAGUCCUGCAUCCUAUGGACUGGGAUAUCUAACGAAACACCAAUCGUUCGAUUUAAAGCAGAAGCUAUUACUGGAGAGCCAUCUCUGCGCUCGGUGGGGGAACAAUACCACCUUUCCUUUAAAAUGGGUGGUGCAGGAAGUAACGUGGUUCGCAAUAUACUCUAUGCCCAUGGGUUCCAGGAAGUUCAAUCCUCCAGUACAGAUUUCAACGUGGCAUGGACAGGUUUCCUUCAAAGUCAAGAGAUCUUGUCGAACAUUUCAAGGUUUCAGCGAAUAAACCACUUCCCUAAAUCUGCAGCGCUGGCCCGAAAAGAUUUACUGUACCAAAAUAUUAUAAAUCUGCAGCAGAAACACAAGGAGCAGAGUUUUGACUUCCUUCCGAAAAGCUAUGUGCUUCCCAACCAAUACAAGGACUUCUGCAGAGCAAGUUUGAAAGAUCAAGGUCCUUGGAUAAUGAAACCAGUGUCUUCCACUAAAGGCCAUGGAAUAAAGCUCAUUAACUCACCAUAUCAGAUAAAUAGAAAAUCGAAUGUUCUGGUCUCAAGAUAUAUCAGCAACCCCCUACUCAUUGAUGGGUUUAAGGUUGACCUUCGCCUCUAUGUGCUGGUCACUUGUUACAAUCCCUUAAUCAUAUAUCUAUACGAUGAAGGAAUCACCAGGUUUGCAACUGCAAAAUAUGAACUGUCAGAUAACACCCUGGGCAACAGGUUCAUGCACUUGACAAAUUACAGCAUAAACAAAGAGAGCCCGACUUUUGUGAGGUGCCAAAUUCCGGAUGUGGACGACUUUGGUAGCCAGUGGAGCAUGAGUGCUCUGUUCCGUUAUUUAAAGAACAAAGGUAAAGACACAGUGACACUCAUGUCUAAAAUAGAGGACCUUGUCAUCAAGACAAUAAUAUCAGCCGAAGACUCGAUUGCCUCUGCAUGUAAAUUGAACUUUAUUCAUAAAAGGGCCUGCUUUGGGGUCUAUGGGUUUGACGUCCUCAUUGACGAGCACCUCAAUCCCUGGCUGCUGGAGGUUAAUGUAUCUCCCUCUCUCGCUUGUGAGGAUCCCCUCAACUUAAAAAUCAAGGCCAAUUUAAUAUCUGACACGCUUACCUUAGUUGGAAUAGAAUGUAAGGAUCCCCAGCAGAUGAAGAAAGCAGGAAGCACAACAUCUCAGAAUAUUGCAAGUAAGACCAGAACCAACCUGCUCGAAGAGGAGGUGGAGAUCUUUCAGUGGGUCAAGGAGGAAGAUGCAGAAAGGAGAGGAGGAUUUACACGAAUCUUCCCCAGGCGUAACACUUGGAAAAAAUAUGGACAUUUACUGAAAUUUAAAGUCACAAAUAAAGCCAUGGCAUUUCAUCUUUAUGCACAGAAGCCAGCAGUGCAUGCAAACAGCAGAUGUGGACUCCAACCGAGCAGAGAGUCGUAUGAGCAGAAGCAAACUUCCUUGAAACAAUGCCAGGACCAGAUAUGCAUGUUUGCGGAUAACUUAAGGACAAGCCACCAGGGUGCUGGACAAGCUCUCCCUGAAGUGGGGAGCAGAAAACCGGAAAGUAUUGCUGCAAAAUGUCACCACAUCGGAAGGGAAGCUGUCCAGAGUGCUGUAAAAGCUCUCCCUGAAGUGGCGAGCAGGAAACCUAAAAGUAUUGCUGAAAGAUUUCACGUCAGACAAAGGGAAGCUGGCAAGAGUGUUGGAACAUCUCUCCCUGAAGUGGGGCGCAGGAAACCUGAAUGUGUGGCUGCCAAAUGUCACUUCAGUGGAAGGCAAGCUGACAAGAGUACUGGGAAAACUGUCUUGGAGGUGGUGUGUAGAAACCCUAAAGUAGGAAGCAUGAAACCUGAAUAUUUUGCUGAAAAUGGUCACCACAAAACAAUGGAAGCCGGCCGGCGCCUAAAGAGCAGCACAAAAGUUGGCUCGAGGACGAAUGUUUUGGAGCCAAGCCUUGUCUCAGUUGUGAAAGACCUAGCAAAGAUGGAGAAUGUUGGGAAAGAACCUCAGGGGCAACAGAACAUGCUGCUAAUAAGAAGACGUUCCAGAGAGGUUGACAAUAAACUGGCAGGCCUCUCAUCGAAUCCCACACACACCUUCACAGAACUUAAAUGUAUAUAG
This is a messenger RNA of Pelobates cultripes (western spadefoot toad), 2112 nucleotides long. The record is from the annotation of a GenBank genome assembly. NCBI's taxonomy places the organism in Eukaryota, Metazoa, Chordata, Amphibia, Anura, Pelobatidae.